AUGCAGGUUCUUGUUGCGGUGCUGAGCUUUAUCGACAUCGUGGCGCUCACGUUCCUUAACGGCUACUGGCUGAUUACCCUUGAUGAGUUGGAGCUGGACCAUCUCAACCCGGCCGACGUUGCCAAGCGCCUCAACAAACUUGUCUAUCCAGAGAUGAUCCUGCAUGGUAUUCUCAUGCUCUUAUGCCUGCUGGCAUGGGCACCGUGGGUUUUUUUGUUCAAUUUACCAAUGGCCGUAUGGCACGCUCGACGUUAUAUGCGGAAUGAGCACAUGAUGGAUCCGACAGAAAUCCUACGCUUUAAAAACCUGCAACAAGCUCGCUUGGAAUCCAUUGCUAGGACAGUCUUUUACGGUCUGCAGAUUAUUUACGGCAUGUUCUGGAUGGUCUCUGCCAUUGUCGAUUCAGCAAAAAGACGAAAGGGCGGCAAGAGCGUCUAA
Plasmopara halstedii is the source of this 438-nucleotide messenger RNA. Its product is annotated as protein cornichon homolog 4. Lineage: Eukaryota; Oomycota; Peronosporomycetes; Peronosporales; Peronosporaceae. The transcript has 5 exons. The record is from RefSeq and is a predicted model, not a curated record. The coding region runs from base 1 to 438 and encodes 145 amino acids. Gene Ontology annotation, biological process: vesicle-mediated transport.